GCUUUAAUUAUUGCCAGUUGGACAGGAAUGGACACAGACCCCACUGCACGAGAACGCGAUGCUCUCGAUGACCAAAGGCUGAUACAUUCCUACAGCACACAAGGGCGCCCGUGCCAUGAACCCUGUCUGAGAGUAUUGGAAAAUAGAAGCUUCGUCAUGUGCUGA
Molecule: messenger RNA, 165 nt
Organism: Bipolaris victoriae FI3
Lineage: Eukaryota; Fungi; Ascomycota; Dothideomycetes; Pleosporales; Pleosporaceae
Exons: 1
Source: RefSeq, a predicted model, not a curated record